Oreochromis aureus is the source of this 1149-nucleotide messenger RNA. Its product is annotated as ribonuclease inhibitor-like. The record is from RefSeq and is a predicted model, not a curated record. Lineage: Eukaryota; Metazoa; Chordata; Actinopteri; Cichliformes; Cichlidae. Gene Ontology annotation, molecular function: protein binding. Bases 1 to 1149 code for a protein of 382 amino acids. The transcript has 8 exons.
AUGGCUAAACGUGGAUCCACCGUCAUCCUUGGACUGGAUAGACUGAGUGGUUGUAACCUGUCAGACAGAAGCUGUGAAGCUCUGUCCUCAGUCCUGAGCUCCCAAUCCUCCCGUCUGACAGAGCUGGAUCUGGGUAACAACAACCUGCAGGAUCCAGGAGUGAAGCUUCUGUCUGCUGGGAUGAAGAGUCAAUACUGCAAACUGGAAACGCUGAGACUGAGUGGCUGUAACCUGUCAGACAGAAGCUGUGAAACGCUGUCCUCAGUGCUGAGCUCCCAAUCCUCCCGUCUGACAGAGCUGGAUCUGGGUAACAACAACCUGCAGAAUUCAGGAGUGAAGCUUCUGUCUGCUGGGAUGAAGAGUCAAUACUGCAAACUGGAAACGCUGAGACUGAGUGGCUGUAACCUGUCAGAAAGAAGCUGUGAAACGCUGUCCUCAGUCCUGAGCUCCCAGUCUUCUAGUCUGAGAGAGUUGGACCUGGGUAACAACAACCUGCAGGAUCCAGGAGUGAAGCUUCUGUCUGCUGGGAUGAAAAGUCAAUACUGCAAACUGGAAACACUGAGGCUGAGUGGCUGUAAGCUGUCAGACAGAAGCUGUGAAGCUCUGUCCUCAGUCCUGAGCUCCCAAUCCUCCCGUCUGAGAGAGUUGGACCUGGAUAACAACAACCUGCAGGAUCCAGGAGUGAAGCUUCUGUCUGCUGGGAUGAAGAGUCAAUACUACAAACUGGAAACGCUGAGGCUGAGUGGCUGUAACCUGUCAGACAGAAGCUGUGAAACGCUGUCCUCAGUCCUGAGCUCCCAGUCCUCUAGUCUGAGAGAGUUGGACCUGGGUAACAACAACCUGCAGGAUUCGGGACUGAAGCUUCUAUUUUCUGCAGUGGAUAGUCCAAAGUGUACAAUUCUCAGACUGAAUGGCUGUAACCUCUCACAGAGAAGUUGUGAAGCUCUGUCCUCCAUUCUCAUCUUCCAGUCCUCUAGUCUGAAAGAGCUGGACCUGAGUACCAAUGGCUUGCAGGAUUCAGGAAUAAAGAAGCUGUCCGUUGCAGUGGAGAGUCCAUAUUAUUGUCAGAUGCUUACAGGAAGUAUACCUGAUCUACGGGAAGAUAAGGAAGCGUACGUGGGGCGACACCGGGAUGGAGAUGAGACGUGA